This is a messenger RNA of Aspergillus steynii IBT 23096, 1624 nucleotides long. RefSeq names its product MFS multidrug transporter. NCBI's taxonomy places the organism in Eukaryota, Fungi, Ascomycota, Eurotiomycetes, Eurotiales, Aspergillaceae. Gene Ontology annotation, molecular function: transmembrane transporter activity. The record is from RefSeq and is a predicted model, not a curated record. The transcript has 2 exons. Bases 125 to 1624 code for a protein of 499 amino acids. Gene Ontology annotation, biological process: transmembrane transport.
CGAGAAAAGUAUAAGUCAAAAAAUUGAGAAAUGAGAGAAACGAAAAAAUCUCAAGAUCGUACCCAGCUUAACUUGCUUCAGACUCUCUGUUACGAAAUUUUGAGUUCCAACUCACCAGCAGUCCAUGGACAUGAGUACCGAAAAGCAGGAUGCCACCACCCUCGAUAUAGCAGAUCAAGACUAUGUCCGCUGGACAAAGACUAACCCAGCGCAUCCUCGAAAUUGGGCUGCAUGGCGAAAGACAUAUGACUAUGGUCUUUUGAUCUUCUUGGAUUUCUUCACUACGGUAAUCAGCACGGCGGGAACUCCGGCCAGCGAACAGGCACGCCACGAGCUAGAAAUAGGGAGGUCGCUUUCGCUCUUCAGCUUUGUCACGAUAUACAUGCUAGCGCAAGCCAUUGGCGGAGUUUUCUUUCCUCCAUACUCAGAAUCCUUCGGUCGAAAGAACCUGUUUGUGAUCUCAACCGCAGGUUACUGUAUCUCCAGUAUCUUGAUUGCUACUGUUCCUCAUACUGGCAUGAUCAUCGUCGGUCGCUUUGUAUGCGGGCUGGCAUCUGCGUUGCCAACUAUUGUCAUUGCCGGCAGUGCCGAGGAUAUCUUCGAUGUCGGUCGAAGAAUCUGGAUGAUCUACCUAUGGGCUGUCGCAGCAAACGUGGGUAUCUGCAUGGGCCCGAUAGUAGGCACGUUCGUCACGACAUCGAUUGGCUGGAAAUGGAUUUUUUACCUCUCUGCCAUCGUGACGGGCGUCUGGUUCUUCUUACUGCUUGCCAUCAAAGAGAGCAGACCGAGUCAGCUCCUCAGCAAGAUCGUUGACGACGUGCGCAAGGAGUCUGGCGACACUAUCCACCUGCAGAUUCGAAAUCCCGAUCACGCCCCUGAUUUCGGUACCUUCGCUCAAGUCGCCCUAAUCCGCCCCGUUCGCCUCUUCUUCACCGAGCCCAUCGUGUUCCUCUGCUCCGUCCUCAGCGCAGUAGCAUUUGGUCUUCUCUAUCUAUUCACUGAGGCUUUGCCCGUGGUGUAUGAUUCCUUCGGCUUCACACCCGGACAAUCCUCUCUCUCCUUCAUCCCUCUCGCUCUCGGAAUUUUCAGCGGCACCCUAACCCGCCUUUACGACCAGCGCAUCUACAAUCGCCGGCUCCAGCAAUCCCGGCCCCUCGAACCGGAAGACAAGCUCGCCGGAUUCGCCAUCGGAGCUCCCCUCCUGGCGAUUGGCCUGUGGUGGUUCGCAUGGACUAUCCCACCCCAGGUCUCCGGCGUGCACUGGAUUGUGUCCAUGUUAUCGCUCUUCCUGGUGGGCUACGCAACGAACGAGUUCGACUGUACCCUGGCGGGCUAUAUUGCCGAUAGCUACACGGUGUUCGCGGCGUCCGCGUUCGCGUCCAUUGCGUUUCUUCGCGCGUUGUGCUGCGCUGUCUUUCCUCUCUUCACUCACCGAAUGUAUACGGCUAUCACGCCCAACGUGGCAACCUCUAUACUCGCAGCUCUGGCGACGGUGUUCUGCGUGGGUCCAGUGAUGUUGGUUUGCUACGGAAGAAAGAUCAGGGAAAUGAGCUCGUUCGCCAAGUAUAGUCUGGAGCAGUAUAAACACAAUGAGGUGGAUAGGGAGCCUGGGUCGAGCGAAUGA